ACUUCGUUUUUGCACAGAAGCCAAGUAACAUCGCUUAUUUCCAUUUCACUCCACAGCUUCUUGUAUCUUCCACUCAAACUCUUUUUUUCUCUCUGCAAAUUCUUCCUCCACCUCAAGCUUCCAAUCAUGGCGUCUGCAUCAUCCGGUCGCGGCUCCAAGGGCUUCGAUUUCGCUUCCGACGACAUCCUCUGCUCCUACGAAGACUUUCCUAACCAGGACUCUUCUAACGGCACUCACGAUGACCCCGCCAAGGAUUUUCACAAAUCAAGGAUGGCAAGGACAUCAAUAUUUCCUGAUACUGCUUAUAAUUCGCCUGAAGAUUCUAUAAGCCAAGAUGUGAUUGCAGCUGUUGAGAAGAGCAUGAAAAAAAAUGCUGACAACCUUAUGCGGUUUCUUGAAGGAAUUAGUUCAAGGCUAUCACAGUUGGAAUUAUAUUGUUAUAAUAUUGACAAAUCAAUUGGAGAAAUGCGAUCUGAUUUAAACACUGACCACGGGGAGGCAGAGUUAAAGCUCAAUUCUCUUGAGAAACACAUUCAGGAAGUACACAGAUCUGUACAGAUUUUGAGAGACAAGCAAGAGCUAGCUGAUACUCAGAAGGAGUUAGCCAAGCUUCAGUUAGUUCAGAAAGAAUCAUCCUCCACAAGCCAUUCACAUUCCAACGAGGAGAGGUCUUCGCCUUCUGCCCCUGAUCCAAAAAGAACUGAUAAGGCAUCUGACGCACAUAACCAGCAGUUAGCUCUUGCCCUGCCUCAUCAAGUUGCCCCACAGCAACAGCCUGUGGCACCUCCCCCAGCCCCUGCCCCAGCUCCAGCUCCAGCUCCGGCCCCAAAUGUAGCACCAGCCACUCAACAACCAUCUUAUUACAUGCCACCGACUCCUUUGCCCAAUCCGCCAUCUGUGGCCCAAGUUCCCCAGAAUCAAUAUUUGCCCUCUGAUCAGCAGUAUAGAACUCCACAACCAACAUCAUCACAAGCAACGCAAUCUCUGUCUAUGCAACAAUAUUCUCAGUAUCAGCAACCACAACUGCCACAGCCGCAGCAGCAGUGGCCUCAGCAGGUGCAACCUCCGCAACCACCUCCAAUGCAGUCACAGAUGAGACCCCCUUCAACCAAUGUUUACGCUCCUUACCUGCCAAACCAUGCUACAAAUCCCUCUCCCUCGGAAACACUACCAAACAGCAUGCCAAUGCAAAUGCCAUAUUCCAGAAUUCCACCUGCAGCUUCCGGCGGUAGCGAUGCCAUGCCGUAUGGAUACAGCGGAGCUGGUAGAACAGGUCCGCAGCAACCACUUCCGCCGCAAAUCAAGAGCUCUUUUCCUGGACAACCAGGUGAUCCAUAUGGAACAAGUGCUACUCAUGCCGUGCCCCCUCCUACUAGUGCAUACAUGAUCUAUGAUAGUGAGGGAGGAAGAACACAUCCUCCCCCACAACCACCUCAUUUUGCUCAAGCUGGAUACCCUCCAUCGAGUGCUUCGCUUCAGAACCCUGCACCACAUAACCUCAUGGUCCGGAAUCCUAGCCAGACACAAUAUAUUCGUGGCCAUCCCUACAGCGACUUGAUCGAGAAGUUGGUGAACAUGGGAUUUAGAGGUGAUCAUGUGGCAGGGGUGAUCCAGAGGAUGGAGGAAAGUGGGCAGCCUGUAGAUUUUAACUCGGUACUUGACCGGUUGAAUGUGCAUAGUUCUGUUGGUCCCCAGAGGGCAUGGUCAGGGUAAAGAACUUUCUAUACCAUGUCUUGUUUCACCAAUGCAACGAUGAUGUCAAAGUUGACCCUUACCUCCUUCAAACUUGGCAUGCCCUAUACAAUCAUGUCGUGUUUUAUUAUGCAUGAAUAAACCUUAAUGUACUACUAUGCACGGUGUUAUUGCAUAUAUUUUGUUCAGAUAUGAGAAAUUUGUUGUGUUAAGAUAAAAUUUCAAUUUAGUGAAGGGAAGUACAUGUUGACAUCUAUGCAAAAUAGUUUUAGACACGAGAAAAUAGAGCGAUGGAUAGACAAAUCCUAAAUUCUAAUGUACUUGUGUAUAUCAUUGUUUAACUUCUUCCACUUUUAUAAUACUAGACAGUGUAACGCUAA
Arachis stenosperma is the source of this 2072-nucleotide messenger RNA. RefSeq lists its product as uncharacterized. The record is from RefSeq and is a predicted model, not a curated record. Bases 127 to 1713 code for a protein of 528 amino acids. The transcript is spliced from 3 exons. NCBI's taxonomy places the organism in Eukaryota, Viridiplantae, Streptophyta, Magnoliopsida, Fabales, Fabaceae.